AUGCCGAAAAUUGUCAAAGGCACUAGCCGUGUCCGGAGAGGCCGCAUUCAUAUUGGAACCAAGUUCAAGCCUGACUGCUUCCUACGAUACCUUAUCAGUGUGGGUAUCAGUGUGGGUAUCAGUGUGGGUAUCAGUGUGGGUAUCAGUGUGGUAUCAGUGUGGGUAUCUGUGUGGGUAUCAGUGUGGGUAUCAGUGUGGGUAUCAGUGUGGUAUCAGUGUGGGUAUCAGUGUGGGGGUAACAGUGUGGGUAUCUGUGUGGGUAUCAGUGUGGGUAUCAGUGUGGGUAUCAGUGUGGGUAUCAGUGUGGGUAUCAGUGUGGGUAUCAGUGUGGGUAUCAGUGUGGGUAUCAGUGUGAGUAUCAGUGUGGGUAACAGUGUGGGUAUCAGUGUGGGUAUCAGUGUGGGUAUCAGUGUGGGUAUCAGUGUGGGUAUCAGUGUGGGUAUCAGUGUGGGUAUCAGUGUGGGUAUCUGUGUGGGUAUCAGUGUGGGUAUCAGUGUGUGUAUCAGUGUGGGUAUCUGUGUGGGUAUCAGUGCGGGGUAUCAGUGUGGGUAUCAGUGUGGGGGUAUCAGUUGUGGGGGUAUCAGUGUGGGUAUCAGUGUGGGUAUCAGUGUUGGUAUCAGUGGGGGUAACAGUGUGGGUAUCAGUGUGGGUGUCAGUGUGGGUAUCAGUGUGGGUAUCAGUGGGGGUAUCAGUGUGGGUAUCAGUGUGUGGGUCAGUGUGGGUAACAGUGUGGGUAUCAGUGUGGGUAUCAGUGGGGGUAUCAGUGUGGGUAUCAGUGUGUGGGUCAGUGUGGGUAACAGUGUUGGUAUCAUUGGGGGUAACAGUGUGGGUAUCAGUGUGGGUGUCAGUGUGGGUAUCAGUGUUGGUAUCAGUGGGGGUAACAGUGUGGGUAUCAGUGUGGGUGUCAGUGUGGGUAACAGUGUGGGUAUCAGUGUGGGUAUCAGUGUGGGGUGUGGGUAUCAGUGUGGGUAUCAGUGUGGGUAUCAGUGUGGGGGUAACAGUGUGGGUAUCAGUGUGGGUAUCAGUGGGGGUAACAGUGUGGGUAUCAGUGUGGGUAUCAGUGUGGGUAUCAGUGUGGGUAUCAGUGUGGGGGUAACAGUGUGGGGGUAA
This is a messenger RNA of Mya arenaria, 1110 nucleotides long. RefSeq lists its product as uncharacterized. The record is from RefSeq and is a predicted model, not a curated record. The transcript is spliced from 4 exons. The coding region runs from base 1 to 1110 and encodes 369 amino acids. Lineage: Eukaryota; Metazoa; Mollusca; Bivalvia; Myida; Myidae.